This is a messenger RNA of Phragmites australis (common reed), 3843 nucleotides long. RefSeq lists its product as uncharacterized. Lineage: Eukaryota; Viridiplantae; Streptophyta; Magnoliopsida; Poales; Poaceae. The record is from RefSeq and is a predicted model, not a curated record. The coding region runs from base 1 to 3843 and encodes 1280 amino acids. Gene Ontology annotation, molecular function: DNA helicase activity. The transcript has 6 exons. Gene Ontology annotation, biological process: telomere maintenance; DNA repair.
AUGCUACGAGAUCAGAGGCUUUUGCGGGAUCAAGCUGGGUGGGAGGGGGAGGGGGUUGGAGGAGUCGAGUGGGUGGAUGGCGAUGGCCUCGGCGUCUCCGUCACAAACUGGGAGUCGAGAAGGCGGAUUUUGCUUCUGUUUUUGCAUCUCAACGCGCCUCCUAUGAGUGACCCUCGCCAGGCCAGACUGAGGCGUCAGGAGAUACGCGAUGGUAAACGCCCUGCUGGUGAUACUUCUGCUAUGGCUGCAGUUUCUGCAGCUUCCUUUGCAGAAGAUGAGUCUCUAUCGAUGCCUCCAUCUCGGUACUAUAUGCAUCAGCCCAUACUUCGUCAACUGUUGUUCAAACAGCUGUCUCUAACCUUCCACAUUCUGUUGCUUCUUUCCCUCCUGGCCCCGGCACCAAUCCUGCCUCUUUUCAACUGCCUCCACCACCUUAUGUCCGUGUAUCUGAAACAUAUCCAGGCCGUUCUUACUAUGGUGGCCCAGAUUAUGAGUGCUCUGCAUGCGGAGCUAUUUUCUGGUAUCAAGAGAGAUGCCAUAGUAUCCAUCAAUACUGGUGACGGCCCGUAUGUCUUCAGAAUUAAUGGAGUUGUUCACCAUAAAAUUGGUUCACUGGUGCCCCCUGCAGGCCAGCGCCCUCAAUUUGCUCAGCUCUACAUAUAUGAUACUCCUAAUGAGCUACAGAAUCGUUUAAAUAUUUCUGAAUAUGGUGGGCCUGCUCGUGACCAACCUGAUCCAUCCAUUGUCCAAAACCUUAUCCAUAUGCUUGAUCAGUAUAAUCCUUUGGUCAAGAAAUUCAGGAUGGCACGUGAUCGUAUAUUUUCUCCGGAGUCUCCAGAUGUACAUAUCCGUCUCCUUGGCACUUCUAAUGACCAUGGUAAUCGUCAUUCCAUACCAACUGUUCCGGAACUAGCUGCUCUCAUUGUUGCUGAUCUAACUAUAGAAGCAUGUGACUUUGAUGUUGUUGUGCACACACACCCGGGCGCCCUCCAGCAAGUUAACCUUUUGAAUCCAGCACUCAUGUCCUUGCAAUAUCCGCUUUUGUUCCCGUUUGGUGAAAGGAGCUUCCAUCUAGGUAUCAAGUAUUGUCAUCUUGACGGAACAACUCCUGGUGGCCGUGAAAAUGUUACAAUGAAGGAAUUCUACUGUUAUCAGGUCCAUUACCGUCAAGGAGAACCUAAUCCAUACACAUGUUGUGGGCGCCUCUCUGACCAAGCAAUUGUCAAUUGUUAUUCAUGUAUCGAAGCUAGCAGGUUGCAAUUCUUUUACUUCAAUCAGGACCUUUUGCGAUCUGAAACAUAUCAAGGAAUUACCGAUGCUUUAGGCCAGGGCUGUUCAAAUGGGAAGAAUAUAGGCCUCAAGUGGAUGCUUCCGUCCAGCCAUGUGGGUAGUCCACGAUACCUAGCUAUGAACUAUCAAGAUGCAAUGGCUAUUUGCCGACAGUAUGGAUCUCCUGAUAUUUUUACCACUUUCACAUGCAAUCCCAAAUGGCCGGAGAUUGCUCAGGCUCUCAAAUAUGAACCAGGUCAGCAACACACAGAUCGUUCAGAUGUGAUUUCACGCGUAUUCCAUAUGAAGCUAGAUGAGUAUAUUUCUGAUAUACGAGAUGGUACAGCCUUUGGACCUAUUCGAGCAUGUAAUGUUCUAUCCUCUCUUUGUACAUGCUCCUUAUCAUUUGCAUUCUCCCUGCUUAUUCCAGAAUUCUUCACCUUGCUUUCUUCAUGUACAGAUAUGUACACUAUUGAAUUCCAGAAAAGAGGGUUGCCGCAUGUUCACAUACUUGUGUGGCUAACUGGCCAUUCUUCAGAUCCAUCCCCGGCUUUCAUUGAUACUCUAAUAUCUGCUGAACUUCCAGAUCCGCGCUCUGAUCCCCUUGGCUAUGGGCUGGUCCAGGAAUUCAUGGUGCAUGGCCCAUGUGGUCCUAUGAACCUUCAUUGCUCAUGUAUGAAAGAGGGUGUCUGUUCUAAGAGGUUCCCCAAAUCUUUCAAUGCUGAAACUUCUAUUGAUGAAGCGGGCUUUCCUCAAUACCGCCGCAGAGAAAAUGGAUUAACUGUUAAUAAAGGACGGUAUGAUCUUGAUAACAGAUGGGUUGUACCGUACAAUAUGGCCAUCUUGAAGAAAUACCAGGCCCAUAUCAAUGUUGAAUGGUGCAACAAAACUAAUUUGGUCAAGUACCUCUUCAAAUAUGUGACCAAAGGACAUGACAAAGCUACGUUUGCUUUUGUUGAUACUCCUGCAGAUCCUACAACUGACUCUGAAGGAAGAGAUGAAAUUUCUGAACAUAUCAGAUGCAGAUACUUAUCCUCCUGUGAAGCCAUGUGGCGAUUACUAGGUUUUGAAAUACAUGGUCGUAUGCCUGCAGUUGAGCGCCUUGCUGUUCAUAUGCCUGGUAUGAACAAUAUUAUAUUCCAUGAGGAGGCUGAUCUUGCAGAUGUUAUUGAAGAUCCUAGCAGACAUAAAACCACAUUAACCGAAUGGUUUAUAGCCAACCAAAUGUAUCCACAUGCAAGACCUUUCACAUACUGUGACUUCCCUACCUAUUAUAGAUGGGAUCCUGAUCAAAAGGCUUGGUUUACAAGAAAAAGAUCCCCAAAGAUAGGUCGCAUCUAUAAUGUGCACCCAAGCACAGGUGAACUGUUUUAUCUGAGAAUGCUUCUCAUGGUUGUCACCGGUGCCACCAACUUUGCCAACCUUAGAACAUACAAUGGAAUUGUAUAUGAUACCUUCAAAGAGGCAUGCCAGGCUAGAGGAUUAGUCGGUGAUGACAGCGAAUGGUAUAUGCUAUUUGAUGAAGCUAUUAUAUGGGCAUCUCCUCACCAACUAAGACACCUGUUCCUCAUUGUAUUGGUUUUCUGUGAUGUUCUUAAUGCUAGGAUGUUGUUUGAAAAAUACUGGAAACAUCUUGCUGAUGAUAUCGCUUAUCAAAUCCGUCUGUGCUUACGCAAUCCUAGAUAUUGUGUUCCAGACUGCCACCUGCAGGCACAGCUCCUCUCUGACUUAACUAUUUUAUUUUCCAAAGCUGGUGCAAAUCUAUCUUCAUACAACAUCCCUUCUCCACCAAUUCCUCAAUCCUUUGCAUAUGGCAAUAGGCUUAUUUCUGAGGAGUUAGCAUAUGACAAGCCACUUCUAGAAGCACAAUCCAUUGCCCUUGCAUCUACACUAAAUCAAGAACAACGGCUUGUGUACGAUAAAGUUAUUGCUUAUGUUAUUUCAAAAGAACCUGCCGUCUUCUUUAUUUCUGGCCAUGGUGGCACAGGAAAGACUUAUCUCUGGAAUGCCAUUAUAGUAAAACUUAGAGCUGAAGGUGAGAUAGUACUAGCUGUUGCUUCUUCUGGGGUUGCCUCUCUUUUAUUACCCAGUGGUAGAACUGCACAUUCAAGGUUCCGAAUACCUCUUGACAUAAACGAGCGUAGUAUGUGCAGCAUUAGGCGUGGGACUAUGCUUGCGGGACUCAUCAGUAAAGCAUCAUUGGUAUUAUGGGACGAGGCACCUAUGACUCAUAGACGCUGUUUUGAAGCACUGGAUCGCACAAUGCGUGACAUCCUAUCAGCUGAUAACCCUUCACUUGCUGCUGUUCCUUUCGGUGGAAAAUUGAUUGUCCUAGGUGGUGAUUUCAGGCAGGUCCUUCCCGUUAUUACAGGAGGUACCAGAUCUGAUAUUGUUAGUGCAGCCCUUGUUAUGUCACCAAUUUGGCAGCAUGUCAUGGUCCUCAAGCUGUGCACGAAUAUGAGACUCACAAAUCCUUAUUUAGAUGAUUCCCAAAGAGAUACGCUCACUGUUUUUGCUCAGUGGGUCCUUGAUGUUGGUAACGGUGAUGUUUCCAUGGCAAAAAAAAAAUUGUGA